This is a messenger RNA of Rhizopus microsporus ATCC 52813, 555 nucleotides long. Its product is annotated as UPF0172-domain-containing protein. The transcript has 4 exons. Lineage: Eukaryota; Fungi; Mucoromycota; Mucoromycetes; Mucorales; Rhizopodaceae. The record is from RefSeq and is a predicted model, not a curated record. Gene Ontology annotation, cellular component: EMC complex. The coding region runs from base 1 to 555 and encodes 184 amino acids.
AUGACCUCUAUACAACUAGAUGUUUCAGCCCAUGCGAUUCCUUUGCUUCAUGCAGCCAAAUACCCUGCAUACAAUGUAUGUGGUGUAUUGCUUGGAAAAGUAAAUGGUUCAAAUCUACACAUCACUAAGGCUAUACCUUUCUUUCAUCAUUGGACUACCUUAUCACCCAUGCUUGAAGUUGCAUUACGCCAGACAGAGAUUUAUGCACAUGAUAAUAAACUAACUAUCAUUGGUUGGUAUCAUGCUAAUGAAGACAAGGAUGACACUAGAUUAUCUGAUGGAACUAAACAUGUUGCUGAAACAAUACGAAAACAAUGUGGACAUUGUGCUGUGUUUUUGAUCAACAACAAGACCUUCUCUCAACCAGACGAAACAGCAUUUAUACCAUAUGUAUAUACAGAUAAUCAAUGGAAAGUGACAAAUCAACUGACAAUUCCAGAGGAAGCCUCUGUCAAAAGUCAAGAACUGAUUGCAUCAUCAAAAUACAAAGAUCUGCAUGAUUUUGAUGAAGCUUUAGAAGACGCGUCAUUAGAUUGGUUGAAUGGAUUUAUUUAA